ACGCGGCUUCUUACCGAGGAAGAAGAACUGGUGGGAAAUUUGACAGUGCGGAGAAAAAGUUGGCUAACACCGCCAAGAAGCCACAGUUUUUAAAUUAUAAACACUCAAACGACAUGGACCGCUACGUUUUGGUCAUAUGCUUUUGUCAAAGUGAUGACCACUCGACGGACGAUCAUAAAUGUCUGGAGCCAUUAAAUAAUAUCUAUAAAAGACUCGUGGAGAUCUCCGCUCAGGAGUCAGAGAAAUGCAUUUCCGAGUUUCCAGCCUGCUCCCUUAGUGGCAGCCCAACAACUCCGAGGUGGCACUUCGCUGCGCAGGCGUGCCGGGGAGCCGCACAAUUUUGCAGCUCUGAUUGGGAAGAGUUGGGGACAAACCAUCAGAAAACAGACUCUGAGGAGGAGAGCCUUACUACACCUGAAGCAUGUCUGACCUCUCUUGACAACCAGGAGGCUGCAGACCAAACAGAUGGCCGGCCAGCACUGGCAGAGCUGUUAGAAGAGGCUGCAGACGGACUUCAUCAGCUGACGGACAAGCUGCCACCACCAGGAAAAGCCUUGCUGGACGUCCUGCUGCUGGCCUCGGCCGAGAAGCCGCCCUCAGUCAAAGAGCUGCUGGCUCUGCUGGGAGCCCUGAAACACAUGGCCUGCUGGCAUGCUGCAAAGAUCAAUAUCGUCACACAGAACGUUGAUGGGUGGGAAAAGGUAGCAUCCUCUCUGAGCGCCGGUCUGAUCCAGCCUGCCGACCUGUUCACCUGCAUCGACCGCAGGGAACUGUGGAGGGGAGGCCUGCUUAUCAGGGAAAACAAGUUUGUGUCAGAACUCCGCUUUGAUGGCUUUUCCCUGCGCUCUCCUGGCAAUCAGACAUCAGACCCCAGGCUCUUCCAGGCUCCUACCACAGAUCACAAACUAAACUCCGAGGUCUUCCAUUACUAUGCUCCAGUUUUAGACUUGGUUCAGCUGGUUGAUCUCUCAGACCUGCCCACCUUCCUGAUGUCCAACACUCAGUUCGAGUUAGGCCUGUCUGGGAAGUCAGUGAAAGCUCAGCUUCUCUUGGACCAGCUGAGGACUCUUCGUGGAAAGAUUGGCGCUUUGUUCAGCCUGUCCUGCAUAGUUACUCCCCUCGCCCAGCCUCCAGCCAGCCAACUAAGCUCCCAGCGCUGGAAAGACUGUUUAUCCCGCACACAAAAGUUCUUCCUUGGGCCCGACGUUGAGGUGAAAGGUGAGAGCGCCGUCUACUUCCUGUUGGUCCAGGGAACAGACGAUGUCGGCUCUGCUACCUGCAGGGUCAGGAUGAUGCGCUCGCACAGUCAGCUCAAUGGAGCUGCUGCUAUGGCAACCGUCUCCAGCUUGCUACGGGAGAAGCCUCUUUCAGCAGGAGACGCCGACAGCAACUUCCUCCAUCGUCUGAGGUGUCUCCAAGGAGAAUCCCUCCUGAAGAGGGAAAGAAAGGUGGCCCGGGUUCAGGCGCUGCUUCUAAAAGAAUAUAUUAGGCAGAAAGAAGAAGCUUCGGCCUCGUGUCUGGUCCCCGUCAAUGACCUGAAGGCCAUGCUGAACCUGGCCAGGGAGCAGUACCUGAAGAUGUGUGACUCCACUCUUCCAGCUGCCGCCAGCUGUCUCACAAAUGAGCAGCAGGCCGGAUGUACAGAGUCAAAGGCUGUUCCCCAACAACCCUCAGACUGGCCUGAGAGAACCGUCCUCCACAACGUGGAAAACCUGCAGAGAACGCGGCAGAGGAAGAGGCUCGGCCUGCUAGGCCCGGGCUCCAGUGAAAGCCUGUUGGGUCCCAAAGACUGCCAGAGGGGCUCAUCUGCUUUGCUCGAUGCCAAAGAACUUCUAAAGCACUUCACAUCUGAUGGCUUGCCCACCGGGGAUUUACAACCGCUGGCUGUCAGCAGAGGUAAUAACAUGUUCCAGCUGACGCCGGACCUCUCUCCCAGGAGGAUCAGCAGGAUGCCCUUCAGCCAAGCCUCGUCAUCCCAUUACCACGGCAUAGAAUUCUGCCUGGACAACCAGCGAUCCCUGGACCGAGACCAGGCUUUCCUGCGCCUCCAGUCCCGUCUCAUUCGCUACGAGACCCAGACGACCUGUUCCAAGGAGCCCUGUGCUCUCCCCUUCGCCCUCAGCCCCGCCCCCUCGCCUGCUGUUUUGUCAGAACCGGGAAGCGUUCCCGACGGAGAGACCCUCCAGAACAACGACGUGGCGCAGCUGAAGCGCAGGUCCUGGGACACCGACGUGGCGGCAGGUUAUCCUCGCAAGAGGCUGGUGAAGUCGGAGAGCAGUGACUCGCUGUGUUCGCAGAGCAGCGGCAGCAGCGGUCCACCUCCAGCCCUAAUGUGCCUACGGCAGCAAGCGACCAGGUCUCAGUCCGCCUCAUCCUGUAAGAGCGUCUCCUCCGCCUCAAGACGCCCGUCAGGUUUGACGAAUCCACCGUGUCCUGAGAGACCUAAACUCCAGCAGCAGAAGGUCACCCAGGGACAAGCUGAGGACAAAGCUGCCAAAGAGUCCCGCUCCCAGAAACACAACAGGAUGCUGCUGGAGAUUGUAGCUAAAACGCUAAAACACCAUGGGAUCACUGGCGAGCAUGAGUGCUUUGAGGCCUGCAGCAAAAGACUGUUUGACAUCUCCAAGUUUUAUCUCAAGGAUCUGAAGACAUCUCGUGGUCUGCAUGAUGAAAUGAAAAAAGCAGCCAGCAGUAACGUUAAACAGGUUGUUGACUGGGUGCUGGAGAAAAGCUCCAAGAAAGGGAGGUGACCAUCAAUAACGAGCGCCACGUAGACGGCUUUAAUUGAUGUUUGCUGAGGGUUUUGCCUCAGCGAGCAGCUUUUGUUAUAUAUUUUAACACGUUCGCAAGAGUGAUUGAUGUUUUAAACUUUUGAUUGGUUUUAAAUUGUUAGAUUAAGCUCAUUUAAUUAACCUAAUCCUUUAUUUGAUUUCCCUUUCUUUUUCUUUCCAAGAAACUUUUCAAAGAAAGCUGGCAUUUUUAAACCUGUGUGUGUAUAGUUGUGUGUGUUAAACCUACUGAUAUGUGCCAAGCAGAACACAAACCAGACAGAGCCACCCUGCUCAAGAGGCCCCUAGGGGGGUGAUUUUUGCUUUUACGUAGCUAAAGCUAUGCUUGCUUACUGGUUUCUGUUAUUUCAGACUUAAAUUUACCUUUGUUUCUAAACAUGAAUCAUUUUUUAUUUGUAAAUUUAAUUUUUAAACACAAUAAAUGUAUUUUAUCUUUUGUGCA
Fundulus heteroclitus (mummichog) is the source of this 3231-nucleotide messenger RNA. Its product is annotated as MDM2 binding protein. Gene Ontology annotation, cellular component: kinetochore. The transcript is spliced from 23 exons. The record is from RefSeq and is a predicted model, not a curated record. Lineage: Eukaryota; Metazoa; Chordata; Actinopteri; Cyprinodontiformes; Fundulidae. Gene Ontology annotation, biological process: traversing start control point of mitotic cell cycle; protein localization to kinetochore; regulation of protein ubiquitination. Bases 114 to 2750 code for a protein of 878 amino acids.